CGCACUUGUGCCUGCCAGUUGAGUAGUGGGGCAAUCACCCGCAUCCAAACAUCAGGUGCGGAAUGUGGGGGUAACACAGCGACUACGCCUCGCAUCGAUGAGGAUAUCAUGAUUCGCUCGACAUCUGAGCUCGGCAAUCAGCAAGCAUAUGUUCGGCUAGAUAGAGCACUCCCUAGGUCGAUGUACAUGUUUCAUGCAGCCAGUGUCUUGCACAGAUGACACCAACAAUGAAGACCGGCCUCCCUCAUACUGACGCCUUUGUCGAUCUUGCUCUCCUCGACGGCGGCAGCUUUCUGGGGGAUUUGAGCCGCUUGCAUGCUGGUGAAAGCGGCACAUUUCGUAUGUACAACUGGGCGUUCUACAUCUCGCAUCAGGGAAGGCAUAUACUCUGGGAUCUUGGAUUGGAUGAGGACCGAAGUUGUUAUACCCCUUGGGUCAACAAAUUCAUGCUGGACAUCGUCAAUCACGUUGGACCAAGGAGAACCAUCGUUCAGCAGCUGGCGCAAAGAGGCGUCGCUGCGGAAGACGUCGACACUGUUUUAUUCAGUCACGCUCAUUGGGACCACUCGCGGCCUAUCUGCGAUGUGUUUCCGAAUGCAAAGGCGUACUUUGGUCCCGGCACAAGAGCAGCAUGUCAGCCCGGACACAUGAAAGAUCCAAGCCUGCAGUGGGACGGUCGUUUCUUCGACCCGGAGAGUUCGACAGAAAAAUGGGAUGAGCUAUCAGGCGUUUGGAAGCCUUUUGGCCCGUUCGAAAGAGCGCUGGACUACUUUGGAGAUGGCAGUUUCUGGAUCCUCGAUGCACCCGGCCAUAUGCCAGGUAACUUAGCUGCUGCUGCAAGACUGCAAGAUGGCGAGUGGGUGAUACUCGGCAGCGACUGCUGUCAUUCGCGGGAUUUGCUGGACGGCACGCAAGUAAUUGCGGAGUUCCAAGGCCCGGGGGCAGUGAGCAUGUCUUUGCAUACGGACCUUACUUCAGCGAAAGAAACGAUUGCUAAGAUAGGACUGCUAGAAACCAACUUUGGUGCUCAUACAGCACUCGCACACGAUGCUACGUGGCUAAAGAAGAGCACGGACCAGGUGCUCAUGUCGCUGCUGAACGACGAGAUGCGAGUCGCAGCGAAGGAGAAGAUACCGUAUGAUGAGAGACCGUAGAUCGAGUUUAAGAUACGAGGCAGGUUUAGUGUCCGAAGGUUGGAGGCCUGAUGAGCAGGCAACGCGCCGGUGCGAUCAUUACGCGUUUUUCGUGGCGCGAUUGCUAUGGGGCUGUGCGCGGACACGGGAUGCCUCAACAUUACUUUUCUAGAUUUACUUCGUGGAAACAGCAUAGCCUGCAUACUCAG
Messenger RNA from Alternaria rosae, 1342 nucleotides. Its product is annotated as beta-lactamase-like protein. The coding region runs from base 216 to 1154 and encodes 312 amino acids. Lineage: Eukaryota; Fungi; Ascomycota; Dothideomycetes; Pleosporales; Pleosporaceae. The transcript is spliced from 5 exons. The record is from RefSeq and is a predicted model, not a curated record.